AAUCCCAAGCUCCUGUACCAUGUACCAGUCUGGGUUUGUGCCGCGGGAGCAUUACCCCACUGUGAUCCCACCUUCUGCCUAUGCCUACCCACUGCUGCGGCCAGGGAGAGCAGAGGACAUGGCCAGCUCCAUGGUGUUCCCUCCCAUCCCCAUGCACAACUUCUACAGCCGCCCUGUCACCUUUGUGGUGGACAGGAACAGCUACCCUGACUAUGUGGGAGGGCAGGUGGAUUACCAUCAUCCCUAUGGUGUCUCCAACCCCUACUUCCAUCCAUACUACACCUGGCACUUCCCUCCCAUGGUCCCCGUCCCUCUCUACAAUCCCUACGCAAGCUACAAUCCCUAUGCUGCCUACCAGAGAGCAGAUCCCCAUCGAGAGAUGUGGCCUGAAGGCUUCACAAUGAGAGGGGAGCUUCAAUGGGGGAAGCUUGGAAAGGUGUUUGGACCAAGGAAGAACCUCCCAGAAUUCGUGAAGGAUGAUCUCCGGAGGGUUUACGGCACCUACCCACGGACCAACGUCUCCAUAACCUACCGGAAAGGGGAGUUCUUGGUCAAGGGAGAUCCCAAGGCAGGAGAGCAGGAAUAUACAGUGGAAAAAAAAGUCAUCCAGCAGGCUGUGACCCCCAGUGCCAGUGAGGCAGAUGACAGCAGCGAGGACAGGAACCGUAAGAAGAAAAAGAAACUGAGACGUUGA
Molecule: messenger RNA, 694 nt
Organism: Colius striatus (speckled mousebird)
Lineage: Eukaryota; Metazoa; Chordata; Aves; Coliiformes; Coliidae
Gene: C8H10orf95
Product: chromosome 8 C10orf95 homolog
Exons: 1
Coding region: 20-694 (224 amino acids)
Source: RefSeq, a predicted model, not a curated record